AUGAUUUCAGUAAAGGAAAUGAAGAAUAAGUCUAGGGAGAUAGAAUUCAUUCUGCUUGGACUGACAGAUGACAUUUUUCUACAAAUGGUGAUUUUCCUGUUUCUAUUUUUCAGUUACAUCUUGAGCCUGAUGGGGAACUUCAUCAUCAUUGUCCUCACCCUGCUGGACCCCCGCCUCAAGACACCAAUGUAUUUCUUCCUCCGAAAUUUCUCCCUCUUAGAAAUCUCCUUCACCACAGUCUGCAUUCCACGGUUCUUAAUAAGCAUUCUCACUGGAGACAGAACAAUUUCCUACAGUGGUUGUGUAGCUCAGUUAUUCUUUUUCUUUCUAUUAGGAAUUACAGAGUUUUACCUCCUGGCUGCCAUGGCCUAUGACCGCUAUGUUGCCAUCUGCAAACCACUGCGUUACCCAAACACCACGAAAAGCAAAGUCUGCUACCAGCUUGUGCUCAGCUCCUGGGAAACUGCAGUUUUAAUUAUCUUUCCCCCUUUGCUCUUGGGACUCAAGUUGGAUUUCUGUGCUCCCAAAGUGAUUGACCAUUUCCUAUGUGACACUUCUCCAAUUUUUCAGAUUUCAUGCACAGAUACACAUUUUAUAGAACUGACCAAUUUUGUCUUAGCUAUGAUGACUCUUGUUGUCACAUUCUUAUUAGUAGUUUUUUCCUACACAUUUAUCAUCAAAACCAUUCUAAAAUUCCCAUCUGUUCAACAAAGAAGAAAGGCCUUUUCCACUUGUUCCUCACACAUGGUUGUUGUCUCUAUUACUUAUGGGAGCUGUAUCUUUAUGUAUAUGAAGCCAUCAGCAAAGGCAAGGGUGACAUUAACUAAAGGAGUAGCUGUGCUCAAUGCUUCCAUUGCUCCUUUAUUCAACCCUUUCAUUUACACUCUAAGGAACCAACAGGUAAAAGAAGCUCUCAAGCAUGUGCUUCAAAAGACAGUAAGACAACACUUUGAUAUAAACAAUAUAUCAUUAGAAUAUGAUGAGACGAACACAGUGGUCAAUGGCUCUUCCAUGUCAUUUGUCUUCUUGAAAAUGCAUAUUAUAUUAAGCGCAGUAAGCCUCCGUAUGCUUUAUUCGUUUGAGUAG
This is a messenger RNA of Cavia porcellus (domestic guinea pig), 1086 nucleotides long. Its product is annotated as olfactory receptor 6C6-like. The transcript is spliced from 2 exons. Bases 1 to 1086 code for a protein of 361 amino acids. Gene Ontology annotation, cellular component: membrane. Gene Ontology annotation, molecular function: G protein-coupled receptor activity; olfactory receptor activity. Lineage: Eukaryota; Metazoa; Chordata; Mammalia; Rodentia; Caviidae. Gene Ontology annotation, biological process: G protein-coupled receptor signaling pathway. The record is from RefSeq and is a predicted model, not a curated record.